CGUUUGUUGACUUUCUUCAACCAUAUCAUUGUUGUAAUUUCGAGUUUUCUGUUACUUCUCUCGAAAUAUUAACCCUAACAGAAAUCUGACAAAAAAGAAAUCAUCCCAUAAAUUCGACGAUUUGUCUUUGUUCCUGGCAAAUUUCAUUGUUCAUCGCGGUUGAUUGCUGUUGUUUAACCGAGUUUCCGACGGCGGAUUUAGCCGUAUUUUGUCUGCUAUCGGUGAUUUGCUUGUAGGGUUUUUGGAAAGGAAAUUAGGAGAGAUGUUUAAUGGAAUGAUGGAUCCGGAAUUGAUGAGGAUGGCUCAGGAGCAGAUGAGUCGCAUGUCUCCAGCUGAGCUGGCUCGGAUACAGCAGCAGUGGUUAUCUUUUACAUCUGGGAUGAUAACGGAUUGUACUUUCAGUGUAUUCAUUUGGGAAUUCGGUUUUUCGAUUCUGUUAAAUGCCAAGUCUUGUGUGGAAUCAAAUUGCAUGGAUGUGAAGAAUUUCGAGUCUAUGAUGUCAAAUCCAGAGUUGAUAAGGAUGGCUUCUGAGAGCAUGCAAAACCUGAGGCCUGAAGAUUUCAAGCAAGCUGCAGAGAAAUUGAAGCAUACUCGUCCUGAGGAGAUGGCUGAGAUUGGUGAGAAGAUGGCAAAAGCCUCACCCGAAGAAUUAGCUGCCAUGAAGGCUCGAAUGGAUGCGCAGGUGCAUUAUGAAAUUAAUGCUGCUGAGAUGUUGAAAAAACAGGGGAAUGAACUUCACAGCCAGGGAAAGUAUAAAAAUGCGUUGGAGAAAUACACGCGUGCAAAGAAUAAUCUUAAAGACAUUCCUACAUCGAAAGGAAAGAAUCUUCUUUUGGCUUGCUCUCUUAAUAUGAUGUCAUGUUACUUGAAAACCGAGCAGUAUGAAAACUGUAUCCAAGAAGGCACUGAGGUUCUGACAUAUGAUCCAAAGAACGUUAAAGCCCUUUACCGAAGGGGUCAAGCAUACAAGGAACUGGGUCAACUAGGAGAUGCUGUGUCUGACUUGCGUAUUGCACAUGAAGUUUCUCCUGAAGAUGAAACUAUUGCAGAUGUCUUACGGGAAGCCGAGGAAAGAUUUAUCAAGGAAGGGGUGGUUAUUGAAGAAAUAACUGAGGAAGCAACUGUAUCAUCUGAUAAGCCUGAGUAUUCUACUUCAGAACUACCGUCUCAGGAAACCAGUCAACCCAAAACUUUUCAAACUGCUAACACUAAGGAGGCUCAGUCUACGAGUACUAACCAUUUGGAGACGCUAAAAGAUGAUCCAGAUUCUAUCAGAUCCUUCCAGAACUUCAUUUCUCGAACUGAUCCUGAAACAUUGGCUGCCAUAAAUGGUGGAAAAGUCGAAGGUAUACCACCUGAAAUGCUAAAGACUGCCUCAGACGCAAUCGGAAAGAUGUCACCCGAAGAACUCCAAAAGAUGUUCCAGUUAGCUUCUUCCUUACAAAGUGAAAACCCGUUUACUGAAAACACCCCCAAUUUCAGUCCGGGAUCAAUACCAUCAGAUUUAUCCCCAGACAUGCUCAAGACUGCUAGCAACAUGAUGGCCAAAAUGUCACCAGAAGAUCUUCAGAAUAUGUUCAAAAUGGCAUCAUCCUUGAAAAAGGAUGACGUGGCAUCAUCAUCGCCAUUAUCAGCAGGUUUACAUACUAAUGAGGGCCCCGUCCCACCGAACUUGUCGCCAGACAUGCUUAAAAUGGCUUCUGAGAUGAUGGGCAAGAUGUCACCCGAAGAUCGUAAAAGGAUGUUUGAAAUGGCAUCAUCGUUGAGAGGACAGGAAAGACGAGCACCAUCAACUGCAACUUCGUAUUCAAACAAUGACGACAAUAAUGUCGGUGAAAGUAGUGUGUCACGGAGUAUGAAUUCAGCUUCUCCACAGUCGAGCUUUUCAAAUUCUUCCAAUGUUGAUCUGCAAGAACAAAUGAGAAAUCAAAUGCAAGAUCCUGCUAUGCGACAGAUGUUCACAUCAAUGAUAAAAAAUAUGAACCCGGAAAUGAUGGCCAACAUGAGCGAGCAAUUUGGAUUCAAGCUUUCUCGUGAAGAUGCUGAGAAAGCUCAACAGGCCAUGUCAUCAUUGUCACCUGAUACUUUGGACACAAUGAUGAAGUGGGCUGAUAGGGUUCAGCGAGGUGUAGAGGGAGCAAGGAAGACAAAGAAUUGGCUCCUAGGCCGACCUGGCAUGAUUUUGGCCGUAUUUAUGCUUUUUUUGGCAGUCAUCCUUCAUUGGCUUGGCUUUAUUGGUAAGUAACAAAAUAAAAAAUAAUAAGGUUUUGCCUGACAUGUUCCAUAAGAGACUCAGCCACUGCUGUUUAAAUAGUGUCGCCUAGGCGACUGUAGUCAGUUACUGGUGGAUUUUCCAUCUUGUUCAUUUUUAUUUUUUUUUUUUCUCGUUUUUGGNUUUGUGGUAUAAUUGUAAGUUGUUUAUUUAUUUAUUUUAUUUUUUUUUUAUUGACUGCAAAAAGUUCUCAAUGUCUUAUGCAAGGUUUUUGUGCUUCGGAUUAUAAUAAAUUAAAUGAUGUGAUUAUCCGAAGCAAGUUUUAUGUAAAAGGAUUUAUUAGUUGUUAGAGCGUGUUAAGAUUUUGAUUUUGAGAUUACGUUUUCAGGAGAAUAUACUAUUUUGGGGCAAGUUCAUUACGUUACACAUGUUGAGACUAUUUUGGAUAAUGACCUUGUGUCAAUCAAAUUGAGUUUGGAGCAAAUCACUGGAUUUUUA
Molecule: messenger RNA, 2710 nt
Organism: Striga asiatica
Lineage: Eukaryota; Viridiplantae; Streptophyta; Magnoliopsida; Lamiales; Orobanchaceae
Source: the annotation of a GenBank genome assembly